Rhineura floridana is the source of this 4376-nucleotide messenger RNA. It is a transcript of the gene GART, whose product is annotated as phosphoribosylglycinamide formyltransferase, phosphoribosylglycinamide synthetase, phosphoribosylaminoimidazole synthetase. Gene Ontology annotation, molecular function: phosphoribosylamine-glycine ligase activity; phosphoribosylformylglycinamidine cyclo-ligase activity; phosphoribosylglycinamide formyltransferase activity. The transcript is spliced from 22 exons. Gene Ontology annotation, cellular component: cytosol. Gene Ontology annotation, biological process: adenine biosynthetic process; 'de novo' IMP biosynthetic process. The coding region runs from base 181 to 3207 and encodes 1008 amino acids. NCBI's taxonomy places the organism in Eukaryota, Metazoa, Chordata, Lepidosauria, Squamata, Rhineuridae. The record is from RefSeq and is a predicted model, not a curated record.
CUUUCUUACAUUACCUACAAGAACCGCGUUCGGAAUAAUAUUGUGUUUCUCGCGGGGUGCUUCCAUUUCAGCUAGAUAACUAUAAGGCAAGCAAAGAUGCCAACAACAGUGAACUGUAACCCCCAAGAAUGUUAACAUUUGUAUGAAUGGAGUUUUGCAUACUUUUUAAAUGUCUGAGUGAUGGCUGACCGCGUGCUUGUGAUUGGCAGCGGAGGCAGGGAACAUGCUCUGGCUUGGAAAUUGGCACAGUCUCCACAUGUGAAACAGGUACUGGUUGCUCCAGGAAAUGCCGGUACAGCUAAUGAUGGGAAAAUCUCUAAUUCAGCUAUCUCAAUCAGUGAUUACACUGCUCUUGCCAAAUAUUGCAAAGACCAGAAGAUUGGACUUGUGGUGGUUGGUCCAGAAGUCCCUCUUGCUGCUGGAAUUGUUGAUGACUUGACAGCUGCUGGCGUGAGAUGUUUUGGUCCUACGGCAAAGGCAGCUCAAGUAGAGUCCAGUAAGAGCUUUUCCAAAGCCUUUCUAGACCGUCAUGGCAUCCCAACUGCAAGAUGGAAAGCUUUCACUAAUGCAGAAGAGGCUUGUGCCUUUAUUACUAGUGCACCUUUCCCUGCCCUAGUAGUAAAGGCAAGUGGUCUGGCUGCUGGAAAAGGUGUAGUUGUGGCCACUAGCAAAGAAGAUGCAUGCAAAGCUGUACGUGAAAUAAUGCAAGAUAAAACCUUUGGAACAGCUGGUGAAACUGUUGUUGUUGAGGAGCUUCUUGAAGGAGAAGAGGUUUCUUGCUUAUGCUUCACGGAUGGUGUCACUAUUGCCCCAAUGCCACCUGCCCAGGAUCACAAACGGUUACUGGACGGAGAUCAGGGCCCAAACACAGGAGGCAUGGGGGCAUAUUCCCCAGCACCUCAGCUAUCCAAGGAUUUGCUUCUGAAAAUAAGAAAUUCUAUUCUCCAGAAAACAAUUGAUGGUAUAAGAAAAGAGGGCAUUCCUUAUAUCGGUGUGCUGUAUGCUGGAAUAAUGCUAACCAAAGAUGGACCUAAAGUCUUAGAAUUCAACUGUAGAUUUGGUGACCCUGAAUGUCAGGUAAUUCUCCCUCUACUUAAGAGUGACCUUUAUGAAGUUAUUCAAGCAACCAUGGAUAGAAAGUUGUCUUGCCACAUGCCUGUUUGGUUAGAAGACUGUGCAGCUGUGACUGUAGUCAUGGCUAGUGAAGGCUAUCCAGGAAGCUAUGCUAAGGGUUUGGAAAUAACAGGAUUUCCUCAGGCUAAACAGCUAGGUUUGCAGGUGUUCCAUGCAGGCACAGCCAUGAAGGAUGGCAAAGUGGUGACCAAUGGUGGCAGAGUCCUUACUGUGACAGCUAUCAAGAAGGACCUCAUCACUGCACUGGAAGAAGCCAACAGAGGAGUUGGGAUCAUUCGGUUCAAAGGGGCCAUUUAUAGAAAGGACAUUGGUUAUCGGGCUAUAGCCUUCCUUAAAGAAUCCAGAGGCCUGACUUAUAAAGACAGUGGGGUAGAUAUUGCAGCUGGUAACACCUUGGUUCAGCAAAUUAAACCUUUGGCAGCAGACACAUCUAGGCCAGGCUGUAAUGCUGAGCUUGGAGGGUUUGCUGGCCUCUUUGACUUGAAAGCAGCUGGAUAUAGAGAUCCAAUUUUGGUAUCUGGAACUGAUGGUGUUGGAACAAAGCUCAAGAUUGCACAGCUAUGCAACAAGCACAACACAAUAGGUCAAGACUUGGUCGCCAUGUGUGUCAAUGAUAUCCUAGCUCAGGGAGCUGAGCCCCUCUUUUUCCUUGACUAUUUUGCCUGUGGAAAACUCGACAUUGGGAUGGCUCAGGCAAUCAUAGCUGGAAUAGCUGAAGCUUGUAAACUGGCAGGAUGUGCACUCCUUGGAGGAGAAACUGCUGAAAUGCCUGGCAUGUAUCCACCGGGAGAGUAUGACCUAGCGGGUUUUGCCGUUGGUGCUGUGGAGCGGGGCCAGAUGCUUCCCAUGUUAGACAGGGUUGUGGAUGGAGAUGCGAUUAUUGGAAUAGCGUCCUCUGGCAUUCACAGCAAUGGAUUUAGCCUUGUGAGAAAGAUUGUGGAAAAGUCCUCUUUAGAUUUUUCCUCACCUUCGGUGGGUGGUUCCAGUAACCAGACGUUAGGAGAACAAUUGCUUACACCCACUAAAAUCUAUAGCAAGAGUCUAUUGCCAGUUCUUCGUUCAGGUUACGUGAAGGCAUGUGCCCAUAUCACUGGAGGAGGGCUGCUCGAAAACAUUCCUCGUGUACUCCCAGAAUCAUUUGGUGUUGUUUUAGAUGCCUUAAGCUGGAAGAUACCCAACAUCUUUUCUUGGCUUCAGAAAGAGGGAAAUCUAUCAGAAGAGGAAAUGGCUCGAACAUUUAACUGUGGGAUUGGUUCAGUCCUGGUUGUGCAGAAGGAGCUGGCUGGGCAGAUUCUGAAGGAUGUCCAGAGGCAUGAAGAUGCGUGGUUGAUUGGAAAAGUUAUCCGCCGUCAAGCAGGGUCUGCCCAUGUGGAAGUCAGUAACUUACUUCAAGCUUUACAAACGAAUAAGUUACAGACCUUGCACAGCCAACAAAGCAAAAUCAAACCAAGCAAGGCAAGGGUCGCUGUCCUCAUCUCUGGAACAGGUACAAAUUUGGAAGCAUUAAUAACCAGCACAAAGAAGCUAACUAGUUAUGCACAAAUAGUACUUGUCAUUUCUAACAAAGCUGGUGUAGAAGGGCUAAAAAAAGCUGAAAGAGCUGGCAUUCCUACAAAAGUCAUUGACCACAAGCUGUACAGUAGUCGUACGGAGUUUGACAGUGCAGUUGAUAAAGUCCUUGAAGAAUUCUCUGUUGAACUGGUCUGUCUUGCGGGAUUUAUGCGGAUCUUAUCUGGUUCUUUUGUCAGAAAGUGGAACGGGAAAAUAUUGAAUAUUCACCCUUCUUUGCUGCCUUCAUUUAAGGGAGCAAAUGCCCAUAAACUGGUACUGGAGGCUGGAGUCAGAGUCACUGGCUGCACCGUGCACUUUGUUGCUGAAGAAGUUGAUGCUGGAGCAAUAAUUUUUCAAGAAUCCAUUCCAGUAAAGAUUGGAGACACAGAAAAGACCUUAUCCGAAAGAGUGAAAGAGGCAGAGCAUAGAGCCUUCCCUGCUGCUGUGCAGCUGGUGGCCAGUGGAGCAGUGUGGCUAGAUGGAGAUGGGAAGUUAUGCUGGGAUUUGGAAAGACACAACUGAAUGUAGAGGGCAAGAAAACAGCAAUAACUGCAAUGCAUAUUUCUGUUUAAUUCUGUAGCAUAGGGCAGCAGGGUUUUAAAGACUUGAUCAAGCCAAGAUGAGAAAGCCAAACAGCCAAAUUAUAGGAGAAUGAAUUUGCUAUCUCAAAUAUUCAAAUAAAUCACCACACUCUGGCUUCUUACAAUGGAAUUGUAAGUGCAAGCCUUUUGUGUGAUUAACGUAAGUUCACACACACAGCAUCAUAAAAGGUGUACUGAAUUGCCCCAAACCUCUGUGCACUACCAUUUCACUCAAAUAGCUUACCAUGUAGUAUAUACAGUACAUGUUGUGAUUAUGUUCGAAGGGGUCAGCUACAUGGGAGAGUCCAUGUUUAAAUUAGGCCUUAUACUUGGUGCCUUCACAAACAGGCUGAGUGUUCUGCCAGGCAAAGUAUCUCAAUAAAACUAUCCAUGAUGCAGCACCUUGGACAGCUCCUUUAAAAGUUCAGACUAAAAUCCAGAGCAGAUUCCACUGCCCCACUGAAACUGUAUCUGUAGAUACAAUAAUAAGCAUUUUAACAGCACCCUCAAAGCGCUGUUUCUUUAUGAAUAUCAAGGUAAUUUGGAAUCACGUCCAUUUUCUUGGUCAUAGUGCUUAGGAAAUAUUUCCUUGUACUUGGUCAUCCCUAUGUAAUACUUCAAAGAAACACAUGGUAUUAACAUUGAAUACCCGGGCUAUAUUGAGCAAAUCACAUAUAAUCACCCCCUACCCCAUGCACCUAUUUUUCUAAAUAUAUUAUACAGUGAAACAUUUUAAUAUUAUAGUAAAACUUAACUCAUUACAUAGUGGAAGCAGGUGAUAACAUUUUCUUCAGUAUGUUUUUAUCAUGGCUAACAAGCACAAUUAGGAUGAAUCACAAUUAACCAAACUCCUGGCUGAAGGUAAAAGAAAGGAGGGACCUACAUAUUACAUGUCCCUUAGGGCAAAAAAUCAUGAUGGUCUAUUAAAGGGAAGAAAUCUAUAUUUCCAUUGUAAUUUACCAAAAUAAUCAGUGUUCAAAUGCUAAGCUUCCACAGGAAUUGGACUACAGCCACAGUACCAUUACAUUCCACUUAUCUCUGUUUUGUAUUCAAAUGUUCUGUGAUCUCAAAUCCCAUUCUAAUAAAACUUUUAACUGAUUUAAGAAAUUA